Molecule: messenger RNA, 398 nt
Organism: Mandrillus leucophaeus (drill)
Lineage: Eukaryota; Metazoa; Chordata; Mammalia; Primates; Cercopithecidae
Product: keratin-associated protein 12-3
Exons: 1
Coding region: 43-333 (96 amino acids)
Cellular component (GO): keratin filament
Source: RefSeq, a predicted model, not a curated record
UCACCACCCUCCUCCCCAGUACCAGCCCAGCCACACGCCAUCAUGUGCCAAACCAGCUGCUCCCCAGGCUGCCAGCCAACCUGCUGCAUACCCAGCCCCUGCCAGGCAUCCUGCUACGUGCCGGUGAGCUGCCAGUCCCCCGUGUGCGUGCCCGUGAGCUGCACACGCAUUGUGUGUGUGGCCCCCUCCUGCCAGCCCUCUGUGUGUGUGCCUGUGAGCUGCAGGCCCAUCAUAUAUGUGACUCCCUCCUGCCAAUCUUCUGGGUGCUGCCAGCCCCCCUGCACCACCGUCCUCUGCAGACCCAUCUCCUACAGCGCCCCUUCCUGCUGCUGACCAGCUGCUCCUGGUAUACAGGGGUACGCACCUGUAUCCCUCCAUGAACUAGCAUCUGGUGGACC